AUGGAGUCAACCGAAUUAUCGAGAAUUUCAAAGACGAUAACCAACAAACAUUCGUUUCAAAUAGGAGCAGAUUUUAUCUUAUACGUUUUGCGUCGAGUUUUAAGGGACAACGAGAUUAGAUUAUUGAAUUACAGAUACAAAAAAUGCAACACAGAAUAUUCAUCGUUGAGUAAUCUUUAUCUAUGCAUUGUUAAAUUUGAUAACAAACAUUGGGGAAGUAACGAAUACCAUGGCGAAUUUAUCGUUAAAAUCGAACCAAGUGACAGACCAAUAGCAUUGCAAAUUUAUAAACAAGAAAAAUUAUUCGAAACCGAAAUGUUCAUGUAUUUGAUAGCAUUGGAAAAGAUGUAUCGUUUGACUGGGGAAAGAUUAGCACCGAAAUUGAUUUAUUGUUCUAACAAUACAAAAACAUUGGUCAUGGAUAGUUUAAGUUUUCAUGGGUAUCGUAUGAUGGAUCGUCGGAAUGGUUUGCCCAAGGAUUAUUGCAAUUUAGUUAUGAGAAAAUUAGCCAUUUUUCAUGCAGCAUCCGUGGCCGUUUGCGAAAAGAAUCCGGAAUGGCCUACCAUGUUGCACGGUGGAAUACUCGCCAAUCCUUUGGACAGUUUUUUAAGAUUAUGCGAAAACAGCAUAUACAAUGUAAGUCGUGAGAUACGUGCAUGGGGUCAAGAAUAUUCUAUUACGGCAGAUAAAAUAGACAAAUUUGUUAGUGAAAUAAGAACGAAAGUAAAGAAAAUUUACGAUUACGAUUUCGACGAAUUUUGCGUUAUCAAUCAUGGUGAUUUGUGUAUUGAUAAUGUCUUGUUCUCUCAUUUCUUCAACACUGACCAACCAAGCGACGUUUUAUUCGUAGAUUUUCAAAGAUCCUGUUACACCUCACCGGCCAUAGAUUUAAUUCAUUUUUUCAACACCUGUCCGGAAAUAGAAUUCAAGUACAAGAAGGAGUAUCAUUUUUUGUCAAAUUAUUUAAACAUUCUUACAUAUGCCAUGGGGGUUUUUCAUUGCAAUACCAGACCACCGACAUUGGCUGAAAUAGAAAAGGCUAUGGAAAAAAGACGACUUUAUAUAAUUAUAGUUGGAUUGGUGUUGUAUCCGCGUAUGGUGGUUAGGCAUAACAAUCAUGAGAGUUGGGAACAUGUGUUGGGUACUUUAAAUGGUGAUACUGAAUUGGACGUUUUCAAAGAACCACUUGCGGUCGAAUCUAUUCGUAGGUUUAUCAAAUUUAUGGAACUUAAAGGUAUUUUGGAUUGAUUAGUGAUCAUCGUAAUUUAUCAGGUAAUUCAUUCGUGAUAUAUAGAUAUAUGUAUUUUUGAAUAAAACUAAAGCACAGAUAUGGUCUAUCAAAAUUCUUAAACAUAUUUAA
Polistes canadensis is the source of this 1360-nucleotide messenger RNA. RefSeq lists its product as uncharacterized. The record is from RefSeq and is a predicted model, not a curated record. The transcript is spliced from 3 exons. Bases 1 to 1248 code for a protein of 415 amino acids. NCBI's taxonomy places the organism in Eukaryota, Metazoa, Arthropoda, Insecta, Hymenoptera, Vespidae.